CUUGGGAGGCGGACCAGGGUACGGAGCAGAAGGAAGAUCCGGGAGCUAGCGAAAACCAAAAGGGUCGGGCCUGGGACUGGCAAAACGGGAGAAAGGAAGAACUGAAAGAGAAGACGACAUCCAAAUCAUUUUAAGUUUUUUUUAUUUGUUUAUUUGGUUAUUUUUCCUCAUUUCAUUUCAAUUUGCUUUCAAAUAUAUUAAUAAUAAACGACGUUAUUUCGGUGAUGCCGUCCAACGCUGCCGCCACCACCACCACCACAUUCAAAACUUCAGAUUUCGAAUAUGACGCAGCUGCAAACAAAAUGAGUGAAGACCGGCUGGACCAGGACAAGCUGGGCAGCAGCACCCCCACCCGAAAAGUUGGGAGGCCUGGCAGGAAACGCAAGCAGCUAUCGGUCCACCAGGGGCACUAUGGAGUGGAUGCCAUAUCAAGAAUGCUUAGAAUGAGUCAGGUGGCGAGCUGUGGGGCCUCGAAGGAGGGUCCCGACGGCCAGUCCUCGGACCAGGUGCCCAACGGCGAGCUGGGGGCGGGUCACCCCUCCUCCAAGCAGGACCGGAACGCCCCGGAGAACGGCGUUCCCAGGGAGCGGAAUUCCGGGCGGCUCCUGGAGAACGGGCUCCUGACCCCGCCGGACGACCCGGAACAGGAAGAGAAGGACGGGGAGCCGGCCCCGCCCACCCAGCGCAGGAAACGCGGCAGGCGGAAACUAGAACACCCCGAAAAGCAUGUGGAGGACAAGGAUGAGGGCAGCAGCGACGGGGCCAGGACGGAGGGAGACAGAGCCCGGCAUCGCGGGGGCGUAGGCCGGGAGAUCAGCUUGCGUCAGAGGCCCAUGCCGAGAGUUUCCUUCCAGGCCGGAGACCCUUAUUACAUUAGCAGGCGGAAGAGGGAUGAGUGGUUGGCCAAGUGGAAGAUGGAGGCAGAGAAGAAGGCUCAGCUGGUUGCCGUGAUGAACGCGAUGGAGGAUAAAAUGGGGCCGGAGCCCCAGAAAGCGGAACAGGAAGUGGUCACCAGCCCCCCUCCCCCUCCCCCGCAGCAGCAGGCCACAGACCCCGCCUCUCCCACCGUGGCCACCACCCCCGAGCCAGUGCCCGUGCCCGUCGUCAGCGGCGACAAGGCCACGCCCAAGUCCUCCGACAUGGAGCCCGAAUACGAGGACGGCCGGGGCUUCGGCAUCGGGGAGCUGGUGUGGGGGAAGCUGCGGGGGUUCUCCUGGUGGCCGGGCCGCAUCGUGUCCUGGUGGAUGACGGGGCGCAGCCGGGCGGCAGAGGGCACGCGCUGGGUCAUGUGGUUUGGCGACGGAAAGUUCUCCGUGGUGUGUGUGGAAAAAUUGUUGCCUUUGAGUUCCUUUUCCAACGCCUUUCACCAGCCAACAUACAACAAACAACCCAUGUACAAGAAAGCAAUCUACGAGGUGCUACAGGUGGCCAGCUCCCGGGCGGGUAAGCUGUUCCCCUCCUGCCCUGAGCCUGAUGACACGGACACGUCUAAGUCUGUGGACCUGCAGAACAAGCAGAUGGUCCAGUGGGCCAUGAGCGGCUUCCAGCCCUCUGGACCCAAAGGACUGGAGCCGCCUGAAGAGGAGCGCAGUCCUUAUAAGGAGGUGUACCCGGAGAUGUGGGUGGAGCCGGAGGCGGCGGCCUACACCCCUCCCCCUCCCGCUAAGAAGCCGCGCAAAAGCACCGCCGAGAAACCCAAGAUCAAAGAGAUCAUCGACGAGGGGACCCGAGAGCGGCUCGUGUACGAAGUGCGACAGAAGUGCAGAAACAUCGAAGAUAUCUGUAUUUCCUGUGGAAGCCUGAAUGUGUCCCUGGAGCAUCCUCUCUUCACUGGGGGCAUGUGCCAAAGCUGCAAGAACUGUUUCCUGGAGUGUGCGUAUCAGUACGAUGACGACGGCUACCAGUCCUACUGCACAAUCUGCUGCGGCGGCCGUGAGGUGCUAAUGUGUGGCAACAACAACUGUUGUCGGUGCUUCUGUGUGGAGUGUGUAGACCUCCUGGUGGGGCCAGGCGCGGCCCAGGCAGCCAUUAAAGAGGACCCCUGGAACUGUUACAUGUGCGGCAGCAAGAACCUCUACGGACUGCUGAGGCGCCGGGACGACUGGCCCUCCCGCCUGCAGCACUUCUUCGCCAACAACCACGACCAGGACUUUGAUCCACCAAAGCUUUACCCGCCGGUCCAAGCUGAGAGGAGAAACCCCAUUCGGGUCCUGUCGCUGUUCGACGGCAUCGCGACAGGGCUCCUGGUGCUAAAGGACCUUGGGAUCCAGGUAGAGCGCUACAUAGCGUCGGAGGUGUGCGAGGACUCCAUCACUGUGGGCAUCGUGCGGCACCAAGGCCGGAUCAUGUACGUGGGAGACGUGAGGAACGUCACACGCAAACACAUUCAGGAGUGGGGUCCCUUUGACCUGGUCAUCGGGGGAAGCCCCUGCAAUGACCUCUCCAUUGUAAAUCCUGCUCGCAAAGGACUGUACGAGGGGACGGGGCGCCUGUUCUUCGAGUUCUACCGGCUGCUCCACGAGGCCCGGCCCAAGGAGGGGGAGUCGCGGCCGUUCUUCUGGCUGUUCGAGAACGUGGUGGCCAUGGGCGUCAGCGACAAGAGGGACAUCUCCCGCUUCCUGGAGUGUAACCCCGUGAUGAUCGAUGCGAAGGAGGUCUCCGCUGCGCACCGGGCGCGGUACUUCUGGGGGAACCUGCCCGGGAUGAACAGGUUGGUUUCAGAACGACCCCUGACAGCCAUGGUCAAUGACAAACUGGAUCUCCAAGAUUGCCUGGAGCAUGGAAGGACAGCCAAGUUCGGCAAAGUGAGAACCAUCACCACUCGGUCUAAUUCUAUCAAGCAGGGCAAAGACCAGCACUUCCCCGUCUACAUGAACGAAAAGGAGGACAUAUUGUGGUGUACCGAAAUGGAACGGGUGUUUGGCUUUCCUGUACAUUACACAGACGUCUCCAACAUGAGCCGACUGGCCAGGCAAAGGCUGCUGGGAAGGUCAUGGAGUGUCCCAGUCAUCCGGCACCUGUUCGCCCCGCUCAAAGAUUACUUUGCCUGCGUUUAACGGGCCGCGUUGCCCUCGGCGACACGAGGAAACAACACAAGAACUGUUAUUUAAAACAUGAAACAGCGUAAAUACAAAAAUGAAAAAAAAAAAAAAAAAAAAUUUUACUCUUCUUGAUUAUUCAAACACAUUUAAAAAAGUAGAUGUUUUACGUUAUUUCCUGAAUUUUAAAAGUCAUUCUUUUAUCCUAUUUAAUUUUUUAUGUCAUGUUAUUUUUUUAAAUUGUUAUUUUUUAGCAAUGUUAUCCAGUCGUUUGUUUUUUCUUUUCAGAAUUGAGUUACGUGUGCAAGCUGUACUUAAGACAAAGCUUCAUCUUACAGCACUGAGUUAACGAAAAACGUUUUUGGAAACCGAUAAAAGCUGAAAAACAACGAUCAUUCUUAAGGUGCAUAUUAUAUACGUGUAUACGCCGUAUAUACUCUAUGUGGUGCAUAUAUAUGUGUGCUAAUGGGAAAAUCAUUUCAGCUGAGUGGUGGUUUGGGUAGGGGUGCUACACUUCAGCGGAUAGGGAGGGUGGUUUUUGGGUAGCGGGUGCUAUAAUUCAGUAACGCUCACUCAAACUUCCAGCUAUUGAGCCUUCAAUGAGCGAGCUACGUACCAACCAACCGCAGGAACGAAACUGCUCUUCUACACUGUCGAGACGAUUCCGUCUUAUGGAAACCCUUGGAAUUGAGAAACAAGCAAACAAACAAGAAAAAAAAAAUCAACCAACCAUACACACACACACACACACACACAUGCACACAUACACGGACACACACGGACACACACACACACACACACACCACACUUACCAGUCCAUUUACCUCUUGUUUACAGUUUAUCUACACAGGUUUAAAGGUACUACUGUACAAUGAUGAUGAAACAAUAAUGGUGCUUAAAUAGAUGACGAAAAACACGCUCUCAUGUGGCCUUACAGAACGGACCGGGACGGGGCCGUGGGGAACGCCCUUAGAGGCUCCCGGCCCUGCUCGUCUUUUUCUACUCACUUUCUGUUUCUUCUUCUACAGUUUUUCAUUUCUUGAAUUUAUAAAACUGCGCGACACUUCCAUAUAACGGAGUAAUGCAAUACGACUGUGGCUACAAAAAAAAUAAAAACUAAAAAGAAGGGGGGAUCCAGGUGACGUUGGCGUGGGGAGGGAGGGAGCGAGGGAGGGAGAAGAGAGGGGAAAGCCACUUGCAGUUUUUUUAUUAUUAUUUUUUAAAAUCUGCCGCAGCUUUUAUACAAGAACUGUACUGGUGCUCAGACCUCCACUCCUUGGCCUUAGUGGCCCUCUCGGCCAUAUCCUGUGGCUGCACAAACCCGGGGCCCCCCAAGCCAGCCAACUGGGCAGCGCUGUUUUUUGUCAUCCGUUGAAAACGAGAAAAAAAAAUAAACUAACAAGAAAAAAAAAAACCUAAAAAAAAAAAAAAAACCUUGGGAUCACAGACUGCGGUGAGCUGUGUGUUUUUUUACAGUUUCACCAGAAGGGUGGGGGAGUCAUUUUACUGUACAACUGUGGAAUGGGACAGGAAGUCAGGAGGGGAGGUCAGUGAGUCAGUGAGGAGGGGGGUGGGAGGGGUCAAAGGUGGUGCAUUUUUCAGCCAAUCGCGCACGACUCCUCUCUCUGGGCUCUUUCCGGUCGGCCAUCUUUCUCCUCCCGUCUCCUUGCCUGACCCGGACGUCGGUCGAGGUCUGGCAUCGUUAAACUCUCCUUCUCAGAGCUAGAAUUCAGGAGGCUCCUGAACCCUUUUUCUCGAGCAAGAAAACGCGCGUCGGGAGGAUCCACCGCUCCCCGCCCACCGCGUCUCGUAAGCGACGUGCGACGGCGUUCCGUUCGCGCCGAUUCACAUUUUCUCCGUCUCCCCAUCUUCACUUUGCUAGCCUCUCCCGCGAUGGCUGGAGUUAGGAGCAGGAAAAGGAGCAAGGACAGGAAUAAGGAGGUGAAAGUUAAGCGGGUUGGAAAGAGCCCCCUCUCUCUCUCUCUCUCUCUUUCUCGCUCUCUCUUUCUCUCUUGCCCCCUCUACGUGCUACAAUUCAGUCAGGUGCAAAAAAAUCUGCAAACAGAUAUGGUGCGGUUUCUCAUAGCUAUUCUGCCUUCCUCCUGCAGCUGUGCGCUUGUGCGCUUCUUUCCUUUCAUUCUGUCCUUUAUUUCUCCCCUUUUCUCCUCUCCUCCUUUCAUUUUCUUCCGUUCUGUCGUUCAAGGCGCUCCCUCUUCCUUCUGCCUGCGUUUGCCGUCUUUAUGUUUCGAAAUGUUUUUUUUUUUUUUUUUUACUUUGCGUUUGUUCGUUUUUUUUUAUUGUUAUUGUUUCCGAUGUAAAAUGUGACCAUGUUAGGGCUGUGUCGUGGAGACGACAGACGACGGGAGGUUAUGUGGAAAGGGGAUGGGUGCGUGUGUGGGGUUUUACGUAUUUUUAUAGCCAGAAAUGAUGGAGAAAUUUUAAGAAUUAACGAAUCUACCCCCCCCCCCCCCCCAGGAUUCUGUCUGUUGUAGGUUAGAGCUUGUUGUGUUACAGGGGCCGCUCUGUGUGUGUGUGGGGGGGACCGGGGGUGGGGGCAGGGGCAGGCAGGAGACCCAAACGCUUCAGGUGCUACACCAGGCUCUGCCGCGCGAGACCAACUACAUCCGCGCAGGACUGGCGAUUCCAUCCCCCCCUCCCCCUCCACGACAAUGGAACAGUCCGAGUUCCUGUUCCUGUUCUCUGGGUAUUUCAGUGCACAGGAGUAACGCAUUACAGAUUAUCGCCUGCAAUACAGUCAAAUCUGUAUGUGUUUUUUUUUUUUGUUUUGUUUUGUUUUGCGAUGGUUUAAUAUUGGAGGGGGGGGGGCAGGACUGUGCUCUCCUAUACGUCACAGAGGAAUAUCUGGGGUUCGGCAAGGACGAGAAAAAAAAAACCGAGCAGAAUAGAUAAAUAAUGGAAAGGAAUUGCAUUUUUAAUCACGACGCUUCCUUUUUGGUGCAACUCGAGUGCAGAGAAACGACUUAAUCCUUGGAAAGCCAAUGUGAUCACGGACCCCAGCCACAGGUCAAUGGGUUUAUACUGUAGUAGCCUCCAUUGCACUGGAUUGUAUGUGAACUCUUCAACUUUUGUUAACCAGUCGAUCCUUUCUCCUGUGGUCCAUCUCCAGUAUAAUAAUAAUGGCGAGAUUUUAUUGUACAUAAACCAGUUUGCCUGUUUGCCUGUUUUUUUUUUUUAUUUGUUUUUUUUUUCAAUUUGUUUUAUUUUUGUUUUAUGUCUUUUUAAAUUACCUAUGAGAUGUACAAAUAUGAUUCUUUGCUAAUAUAUAUCAUGAAAUUAGUAAAGCUUAGAUAAAAACGAAAACGAUGACAAGAGGUGAUGAAUUUGUAUGAAAAUAAGCUAUGAAAUUAUGGAGUGAGUGAUAGGCCGACUCCUGACUCGCCCUUUUGUAUUUAUGAAUUGUUUUUAAUGUCUGAUUGAAAAGUGGUUUGUGAUGAAUUUGUGAUCUUAACAAUAACUUGUCGACAGCUUUAAAGAAGGAAAAAUCUCAGCUUUAGCGCACAGCCCUACAAGCGCUAUUUUUUUGUUUUUUUUUCGUUUCUUUACUUUUUUUAUUUUAUUAAAAAAAAAGACUAAAAAAGAGGGACUGUAGGUGUUUCAUAAAGGUGCUAAACAAUUUUAUCUUAAAAAAGAAAAAUAUAUUGUUAGGAAGAAAAAUCAACUUGUCUUGACAAUGACUGUUUUUAAGUUCUCGUAGUAAUGGAAAAAAAAAAAAAAGCACUAUAAUUUUACUCUUAUAUGAAUAUAUUAACAAAGGCAUUUUAACUUUGUACUUGAAAAAAAAUAAUAAAAAAAUAAAAAAUGGACAGAUUCAUGUGUUUUAGCCUAGACAUUGCUGUAGUCGGUGCUUACUUAUCUGUGGGAAAAAAAAUCAUGUAUUCAUUGGAAAUUAGAGAUACAUUUGGUAAUAACAUUUACUGUCACAUAUGUACUUGCUUGGUUUCCCCGGCCUCCACCACUCUUCCCGACAUUCCAUGCAGAAGACCCAUCAUCCCCGUUUAUUUCCGUCGUUCGUUUUCGUUUCGUUUUUUGGACUUGUAAUUUUUCUUUUUUGUUUUUUUUGUUUUUUGUUUUUUUUCUCGAGCCGUCGCUUUGGUAUUUAUUGACAACAAUAAUGUACAUUUGACAGUCUCUUUAUAACAGGUCAGUUUCUGGAUAUAUCGCUCAGUGAUUACUGUUGUACUUCUGUGUAACUCUUUUUGGUGACAUAGCUGUUGAUGGAUUAUACUCUUCUCGAGGUCAGUGCGUACCGCCCCAUGUAGCAGUCACAUCACUCCACUCUCCUCCCCUUUCUUUUCCGUGCCCAGAAAGAAGAACUCCUCCUUUCCUAUGUAACUUGUGCUGGAGAACACUUGAAUAAAUGUACUGUUUUUGUGCAAAAAAAAAAAA
Messenger RNA from Conger conger (European conger), 7445 nucleotides. RefSeq names its product DNA (cytosine-5-)-methyltransferase 3 alpha b (gene dnmt3ab). Gene Ontology annotation, cellular component: nucleus; cytoplasm. Gene Ontology annotation, molecular function: methyltransferase activity. The record is from RefSeq and is a predicted model, not a curated record. Gene Ontology annotation, biological process: negative regulation of DNA-templated transcription. The transcript is spliced from 24 exons. Lineage: Eukaryota; Metazoa; Chordata; Actinopteri; Anguilliformes; Congridae. The coding region runs from base 225 to 3056 and encodes 943 amino acids.